AUGUCUAUCAAGCAAAAAUCACCCUCACUGCAAAUCAAGUACUUGCUGUGUGAUGAUUUAGAGUCCAACGCAAAGAUCCCAUUUAUCCAAUUGCCUCAACCUACCAAACAACACAAGAAAUCAAGCUUUCAUCAGGAACAUCACUACUUUAAUACAUUUAAAAUCAUGAAAGAUGACUUACACAGACUUUGCGCCCUGGAUUUGUAUCAAUACCAGUUCUGUCAACGCAAUACAGAUCUUUUCAAGAUCAAGCGAAGAAGGGCCACUGUCUCACAGACACAGGCAUUACAAAGGGUCUUUGACAAAACUGCUUUUCCCUCUACGGGCCUGAGAGAGCACCUCGCUCGUCAUUUGGGCAUGCCACCAAGAACAGUUCAGAUAUGGUUCCAAAACAAGAGACAGGCAGCAAGAAAAGUGUACAAAUAA
Messenger RNA from Mucor velutinosus, 426 nucleotides. Its product is annotated as copper-binding transcription factor. The transcript has a single exon. Gene Ontology annotation, molecular function: RNA polymerase II cis-regulatory region sequence-specific DNA binding; DNA-binding transcription factor activity, RNA polymerase II-specific. The record is from RefSeq and is a predicted model, not a curated record. NCBI's taxonomy places the organism in Eukaryota, Fungi, Mucoromycota, Mucoromycetes, Mucorales, Mucoraceae. Gene Ontology annotation, biological process: regulation of transcription by RNA polymerase II; cell differentiation. The coding region runs from base 1 to 426 and encodes 141 amino acids.